AUGUUAUCUAUCUAUCUAUCUAUCUAUAUCAGUCUGCACUUAUCUCUAUAUAUACUUAUCUCUGUAUCUACAAAUCUAUAUAAUUUUGUCAAAUCUAUCUAUCUAUCUAUCUAUCUAUCUAUCUCAGUCUGUUCAUAUCUAUCUAUCGCUCAACCUCAUUCUUUUCAUAUCUAUCUACACAUCUAUCUCAGAGUGUCCUUAUCUAUGUAUCCUUAUCUAUGUCUCUCUAUCGGUAUCAUUCUGUUCAUAUCUAUCUAUCUAUCUAUCUAUCUAUCUAUCUAUCUAUCUAUCUAUCUAUCUGAGGCUUGUUCAUAUCUAUCUAUCUAUCUAUCUAUCUAUCUAUCUAUCUAUCUAUCUAUCUUAGUUUGUUCAUAUCUAUCUAUUUAUCAGUCCUUUAAGAUCUGUCUCAGUUCACAAGAAUCUAUCUAUCUAUCUAUCUAUCUAUCUAUCUAUCUAUCUAUCUAUCUAUCUAUGUCAGUCUGUUCAUAUCUAUCUAUCUAUCUAUCUAUCUCAAUAGAUGUGAACAGAAAUAGAUAUGUUAUCUAUCUAUCUAUCUUAUUCAAUCUGCUCUUAUCUCUCUAUGUACACAUUUCUAUAUCUAUCUAUCUAUCUAUCUAUCUAUCUAUCUAUCUCAGUCGGUUCAUAUAUAUCUACACAUCUAUCUCUGUGUUCUUAUCUAUGUAUUUUGUUCAUAUCUAUCUAUCUAUCUAUCUAUCUAUCUAUCUAUCUAUCUAUCCUUUAAGAUCUGUCUCAGUUCAGAAGAACCAAUCAAUCUAUCUAUCUAUGUAUCUAUCUAUCUAUCUAUCUAUCUAUCUAUCUAUCCAGAUUUAA
This is a messenger RNA of Acanthosepion pharaonis, 831 nucleotides long. The record is from the annotation of a GenBank genome assembly. Lineage: Eukaryota; Metazoa; Mollusca; Cephalopoda; Sepiida; Sepiidae.